AUCACGAUCUUUGUUAAUACGAUAAGAGUAGUCCAUGUAGGACACUUGUAAAUGAAACAAGUGACCAUGAUCCUACAGUUAAUUCUUCUAGUUACCGGUGUUUUUUAUGUAUCAUGUGUGAACACGGCCUGCCAUGGACCGAGCUGUUGCCAUGGUAUCGUACAUCAGGACUGUCUGACCGGAGGCGUGUCAACCUCGGAGGUCAACAGCGCCAUGGUCAACCUCAACCUUCAUUACAACCUAGACUUAUGUCUGGAAAUACUACUGAUUAAGUGCGCUAACCACGUGACUAAGGGAGAUGAGGUCAUCUGUGCAUCGAACAACGUCACAUAUGAAAAUCAUUGUCACUUUGCUCAUGCCAAAUGUGAGUUUCACGUGCUCCAUCAGAGAGAUCUUCAAGUAAUACAUGCAGGACAAUGUUUCGCCUCAACCACUGCUCCAACAGUCCGCACGUCUGCGCCAAGUACACCAGAUUCUACCACGACAGGACUCGGAGUGACCCCCGAACCAACGACAGACAAGCACACAGCUUCAAUAUCACCAUCGACAACAACAAGCCCAGAUGGAACUACCUCUGACCCCAUCAACAGCAUCAUAGCCAGUGUGUUUUGUCAGCACGUCGCUUCCAUUGACUGCAGCGGAUCUUAUCAGAUUAUCUGUGGCACUGACGGGCAAUUCUAUCCUAACACAUGCGCGUUGUCCAAGGAGAAAUGCAAUCAACCCUAUUUGACAGUAGCAGCGGACGCAACAGGAUGUGUGCCUUGAUCGCAAACAUGCUGGACAUUUCAAGUCAAAUGGUGUCUUUGAAUUUGUCGUUACGUAUUUGGUAUUGUUUGAAAAUAAUAA
Messenger RNA from Mya arenaria, 846 nucleotides. RefSeq lists its product as uncharacterized. Gene Ontology annotation, molecular function: protein binding. NCBI's taxonomy places the organism in Eukaryota, Metazoa, Mollusca, Bivalvia, Myida, Myidae. The record is from RefSeq and is a predicted model, not a curated record. The coding region runs from base 52 to 765 and encodes 237 amino acids. Gene Ontology annotation, biological process: multicellular organism development; cell differentiation. The transcript has 5 exons.